AUGGGAAAUACAUUCACACAUCUUGUUCUACUUGGUGAUAGUACAAUUGAUAAUAAAUUUUAUGUGGGUAAAGGUAAUCUUCCGAUAAUCGAUCAACUUAAAAUAAAAGCUCAAGAACGAGGUUGGAAUGCAACAUCAGUUGCUGUUGAUGGUCAUUCAAUUUCACAUAUAUCUAGUCAACUAACAAGAAUACCACAAGAUGCUACACAUUUAUUUAUUUCAAUCGGCGGUAAUGAUGCUCUUUGUUAUAUGCAACGUUUGAAAGAAUCAGUUGCAAAUGUUGGUGAAGGAUUACUUUUGUUAAGUGACUUUAAAAAAGAAUUUGAAAAAGAUUAUUCUGAAAUGUUAAAAAUUGUUAGUGCUCGAAAGAUUCCUGCAACAGUAUGUACUAUGUAUAAUCCAAAUUUUGAAAAUCCUGAACAACAACGUAUGUGUGAAACGGGACUAUGCGCACUGAAUGAUGUAAUCAUUACUGAAUCUACUAAAAUUGGUAUUCCUGUGAUUGAUCUUAAAACGAUUUUUAAUGAUCCAAAUGAUUAUGCAAAUCACAUUGAACCUGAUGUCCAAGGUGGAUCAAAAAUUGUCGAAAAUAUUCUUCAUGUUAUGGAUUAUCAUCGAUUUAAUAUUCCUAUUUGUUCUAUUUAUGCAAAAUAA
This is a messenger RNA of Rotaria socialis, 654 nucleotides long. The record is from the annotation of a GenBank genome assembly. NCBI's taxonomy places the organism in Eukaryota, Metazoa, Rotifera, Eurotatoria, Philodinida, Philodinidae.